Molecule: messenger RNA, 612 nt
Organism: Aspergillus udagawae
Lineage: Eukaryota; Fungi; Ascomycota; Eurotiomycetes; Eurotiales; Aspergillaceae
Product: GNAT family N-acetyltransferase
Exons: 2
Coding region: 1-612 (203 amino acids)
Molecular function (GO): acyltransferase activity, transferring groups other than amino-acyl groups
Source: RefSeq, a predicted model, not a curated record
AUGUCCUUGGAACUCCUCCCCGCAAAUCCCAGAGACUCGCCCGCUCUAACCACCGUCUUCCUCUCCGCCUUCAGCAACCCCUUCAACAAGCGCAUGUUCCCACGCACCCCAGACGUAACCGCCUACUGGACCGCACAAUUCACCUCCUUCAUCAACAAUCCACACAAGACCGUUCUCAAGGUAGUCGACUCAGCAGAUGGCGCCAUCGUCGCGUUCGCGGUAUGGCAGCUCCCGGUCCAACCCUCCUCCGAGCAGGAGAAACAUUCGCAUUCAGGCGAUGAGCAUCCCUAUCCCGCCAGUUCCGACAGGGAGCUCUGCGCGGCAUUCUUCGCCGGGAUGGAGGAGAUGAGGGAGAGCAUUAUGGGUCGUCGGCCUCAUUACUAUCUGGAGAUGUUGGGGACCCGGCCGGAGUACACUGGGCGUGGUAUUGCGUCGAGGCUGCUCCGGUGGGGAUUGGAGAGGGCUGAUGAGGUGGGAUUGGAGACGUAUCUCUCGGCGUCGCCGGCGGGGAGGCCGCUGUAUGAGAAGUAUGGGUUUCGAAUGGUGGAGGAGAGGGAGGUUGUGGGUGGGUAUGUGCAGGGGUAUAUGCUUCGGGCUGGGAGGGAUGUUUGA